Molecule: messenger RNA, 456 nt
Organism: Hibiscus syriacus
Lineage: Eukaryota; Viridiplantae; Streptophyta; Magnoliopsida; Malvales; Malvaceae
Product: ATP-citrate synthase alpha chain protein 2-like
Exons: 1
Coding region: 1-456 (151 amino acids)
Source: RefSeq, a predicted model, not a curated record
AUGGCACGCAAGAAGAUCAGAGAGUUUGAUUUCAGGAGAUUGUUGAAAGAGCAUUUCAAGAGACUUUCAGGAAAAGAUUUGCCAAUCAAAUCUGCACAAAUUACGAAAUCAACCGAUUUCAAUCAGCUAGUGGAGAAUGAGCCAUGGCUAUCGUCACAGAAACUGGUUGUUAAACUUGACACGUUGUUUGGAAAGCGUGGGAAGAAUGGUUUGGUUGGCUUAAAUCUGGAUUUUUCUCAAGUUAUUGCUUUUGUGAAGGAGCGUCUUGGCAAAGAGGUGGAAAUGGGUGGAUGCAAUGGACCUGUUACAACAUUCAUUAUUGAACCUUUCAUCCCUCAUAAUGAAGAGUUCUACCUUAACAUAGUCUCUAAGCGACUUGGUUGCAGCAUUAGCUUUUCAGAGUGUGGAGGGAUUGAAAUCGAAGAGAACUGGGAUAAGCUUUAUUGGGCAAUCUAG